AUUCUACUUCCGCCAUCACGCUUUGGUCGCGUAAUAGAUCUCCCACCGUCCCCCAUGGAAAAAGCACUCCAAGUUUUGAAAAAUGUUUUCAGACAUUCUUCCUUUCGAUUAUCCCAGGAAGCCGUAAUUCAACGCCUUCUUGUUGACAACAAAAAUGCUUUGGUACUUUUUCCGACCGGUGGAGGAAAGUCCUUGACAUAUCAAGUCCCAGCGCUCUGUCUAGAUGGAUUGACACUGGUGAUUUCGCCUCUGAUUGCGCUAAUGAAGGACCAAGUGGAUGCACUUCGUGAUCGCGGCGUCAAAGCUGCCAAUUUGGACAGCACGCUAGACGCGGAGGUAGCAAGAGUAGUGAAACACGACGUGAUUGCAAACAAAAUCAAGCUUCUAUAUGUCGCUCCAGAGAGGCUCAAUAAUGAAGGCUUCCUGGAAAUGAUGAAGCAUGUGAAGAUAUCCCUUCUUGCUGUGGACGAGUCGCAUUGUGUGUCUCAAUGGGGUCUAAGUUUCCGACCCGACUACCUCAAAGUUGCGCGUUUCGCCAAAGAAAUGGAUGUCGAGCGCGUUCUGUGCCUUACAGCAACGGCAACACCAAGCAUUGCGCGAGACAUUUGUGAACAAUUCUGCAUUGAUCCCAAAGCUGGACUGUUUGACACCCCAAUAUAUCGGCCAAACCUCUCCUUCCAGGUUGACGUUGCUGACAACUUUGCUCAAAAGAUCGAGCGUCUUGUUCCGUUCCUCAAGAAGAGGACUGGACCAGCUAUCAUCUAUGUGACGCUGCAAAAACAGGCACAGAAUAUUGCCAGUGAGCUCGCGAGGCGCAAAUUAGACGCUAUGGUAUAUCAUGCGGGACUCCCAAGUGAAGAGCGAGCCCGGAUACAACAACAAUUUAUGACUUCUGAGAAAGGAAUUGUGUGCGCCACGAUCGCUUUUGGUAUGGGAAUAGAUAAAGCUAAUAUCCGGCAGGUUGUUCAUCUCUAUAUGCCAAAGACGUUGGAGAAUUAUAGUCAGGAAGUGGGGAGAGCUGGUCGUGAUGGCCUUCCUUCUACUUGUUUGCUGUUCUUGUCUGCCCCUGACAUCCCUGUCCUUGAGGGUUUUUCUAGAGGAGAUACCUGCAAUAAGACAUCUCUGGAGCUUUGGAUGCAAGAAGUGGCUCUCAAAAGUCCCUCAACAGAUGAAACUCUUGAUUUCAAUCACUACCAACAGUCCAAGUCGUAUGACAUGAAGGCCUCGAUUCUUGGGUUAUGUUACGCCCAUCUAGAACUCCAGCACAAGUACAUUCGGGCGGUGACGCCGUUCUAUGAAAUCUAUGAUAUCACGUUUCGCGAUGCGGAUGGUAUGAAGCAAGUGAAGACCGACGCAUCCCCCGCAGCGAAAGCUAUCAGGGCUAAUUGGCAGUCCAAGGCGAGCGGGUUCCAGAUCAACAUGGUAGAAGCGGCUGAACGAUCCGGGUUAUCCAGAGAGUCAUUGGCGGGGCAGAUUUCCAUGUGGGAGAUCGGACAGCACAUUUCAACGAAACCGUCGCAAGUUCGAAUGCGUUAUCGUAUAGUGAACUCCUUUCCCACGGAGCUGUCCAAGAUCUCAGCCAUAGCCCAAGACAUCCACGCCGGGAUGGUUCAACGCGAGGAGGAAGGCAUACGAAAACUUCAAGAGGUGAUUGAAUUCGCCACUAAGCCCGAAUGCCUAGCUCACUCCCUCGCGACAUACUUUGGUCACGGUGACGCUGUCCCUAGCGGACGCUGCGGUCACUGCACUUUCUGCAAAACCGGUACCGGGGUCGUCUUCAGGCGAGGCGCCAACACUACUCCCGACUCUGCCCAGGUCCGGGCUAUUCUCAACGCAUGCCCAGAGCGGGACGACCCGUGGUUGCUCGCGCGUAUGGCUUUUGGGAUCACGUCGCCGAGGCUGACGGCGGGCAGAUGGAGCACAAGUCACCCGCUUUUUGGAAGCAUGGAGGAUGUGGACUUCAAUGCGCUCGUGGAAGCGUUUGAUGCGGAGUGUAAGAAAGUCGACUAUGUGAGCCUGACUGUGACAAAGACGACGCCGGCCCCGAAGAAGAGACCGACUAGUGCAAGGGGGAGGGGAAAAACAAGUAAGAGAGGAAGAUAUGACAACUAGGUUUGCAAUAGCUGGAUAAAUGAGGAAUGCUAAGCAUAGGAACUCUGUUCUGCUUUAUGGUCUACGUGAACGUCGACUUCCACUCUUAUUUUUGCUUCUCCGGCUAAGAUUUGCAUAGAAAUUAUAUUGGACUCUUUUCUUCUACGUUGCUUCAGUCCCUAUUACAACUUUACUAUAUCAAACCCGUAGACUUAUUCACCAUUAUACACCCUUUCCGGAGGAAUAUCUUCGAGAAGUGG
Molecule: messenger RNA, 2351 nt
Organism: Guyanagaster necrorhizus
Lineage: Eukaryota; Fungi; Basidiomycota; Agaricomycetes; Agaricales; Physalacriaceae
Product: ATP-dependent DNA helicase
Exons: 14
Coding region: 55-2112 (685 amino acids)
Biological process (GO): double-strand break repair via homologous recombination
Cellular component (GO): nucleus; cytoplasm; chromosome
Molecular function (GO): four-way junction helicase activity; ATP binding; nucleic acid binding
Source: RefSeq, a predicted model, not a curated record